Messenger RNA from Branchiostoma floridae (Florida lancelet), 1695 nucleotides. RefSeq lists its product as uncharacterized. The record is from RefSeq and is a predicted model, not a curated record. Gene Ontology annotation, cellular component: cytoplasm. Bases 82 to 1680 code for a protein of 532 amino acids. The transcript is spliced from 11 exons. Lineage: Eukaryota; Metazoa; Chordata; Leptocardii; Amphioxiformes; Branchiostomatidae. Gene Ontology annotation, biological process: import into nucleus.
CCAUCAUGUGACGCGUGACGCGCCAUCCUGGUUCACGACACCUGCGGCCACUUCCGGUAUAGCAGGGUCUUCCCCAACCUGAUGUUUCAGGUCGGAGCCACAGUUUUCGCCGGUUUUGUGGUUUUCUUGGGAAUUCUGAUAGCCUGGCUUGAGGUGACCCCGAUAGAGAGACAAGAAGAAAUUUGCAGAAUGGCUGAGGCAGCUCCAGGAAAGGAAGAUGAGUUCAGAUCGACCAAUCAGACGGCCUUUUUGGUUGGAUAUACAGGGGAAACUGGAAAAGCUUUGGUGGAGGAGCUUGUGAACCGGAACAUCUUCCAGAAGCUGAUUCUGAUUGGUCGAAGGGAACUCAACUAUGAGGGGGAAAAGUACAAUAAACUAGAGCAGAAGGUAGUUGACUAUGAGAAGCUGGACGACCAUGCUGACCUGUUCAAGGGACACAGUGUUGGGUUCUGUUGUCUGGGGACCACCAGGGGGAAGGCAGGAGUGGAGGGCUUUAAGAGAGUAGACCACGACUAUGUCAUGAUGACUGCCAAGCUGGCUAAGGAAGGGGGCUGUGGUCACUUCGUCUUACAGUCCUCACAAGGAGCAAACAAGAAGUCUAGUUUCCUGUACCCUAAAGUCAAGGGAGAGGUGGAAGCUGAGUGUACAGAAGUGGGGUUUGAAAAGCUGUCUAUCUUCAGGCCUGGGGUGCUGAUGGUGGAUCGUCAGGAGAGCAGACCGGGAGAGUGGUUCGUACGUAAAGUGCUCGCGCCCCUGAAGUACGUCGCCCCCACCGUCAUGACGUGCCCCGUGGAAACUGUUGCCAAGGCGAUGGUCAAUGCAGUGCUCACGCCAAGCGACAAGCCAGCGGAGAUCUAUGAAAACAAAGCUGUGCAUCUAUUGGCUAAGGAUAAGUCAUGUUGCACAGUUUGCUACAGAACUUUGAUUCGCCGCUUUGACAUCUACAAAUCGUACAGAAUGGCCGAAGCAGCUCCAGGCAAGGAAGAUGAGUUCAGAUCAACCAAUCAGACAGCUUUUGUGGUGGGAUAUUCUGGCGGAACUGGACUGGCAUUGGUUGAAGAACUUGUGAACCGGAACAUCUUCCAGAAGGUGUUUCUGAUUGGUCGAAGGAAACUUGAUAAGUAUGAAGGGGACAAAUACAGCAUGCUGGAACAGAAGACAUUGGACUUUGAGAAGUUGGAGGAUUAUGCAGAUGAGUUCAAAGGUCACAGUGUGGGCUUCGUCUGUCUUGGGACCUCCAGAGCCAAAGUGGGGAAAGAGGGGUUCAGAAGAGUGGACCGUGACUACAUCAUGAAGGUAGCAGAACUAGCCAAAGCUGGUGGCUGCAGGCAUUUCUUACUUAUAUCUGCUCAUGGGGCUGACAAGAACUCAUCUUUACUCUACAAUAAAGUCAAGGGUGAAGUUGAAGCAGAAUGCACAGAACUGGGCUUCCAGAGGCUGUCAAUUUUCAGACCAGGAUUACUCAUUGCAGAGCGUGAGGAAAGCCGGAUAGCUGAGAGGUUCUUCCGAGUGUUGUUGGCUCCCAUCAUUUACUUCAAACCCACUCUGGUCUCCGUUCCCGUGGAAACGGUUGCCAAGGCGAUGGUCAACGUUGUCCUGGAGCCAUGCCAAGAACCAGUUGAGACAGUUGACAACCAUGGGAUACAUCGACUGGCACAAGAGAAAGAAUCGGAAAAAUAAAACUUUUUUUCAAUA